This is a messenger RNA of [Torrubiella] hemipterigena, 1575 nucleotides long. Lineage: Eukaryota; Fungi; Ascomycota; Sordariomycetes; Hypocreales; Clavicipitaceae. The record is from the annotation of a GenBank genome assembly.
GCGCCUCAUCAUCACAGCAUCCCGCAGAAGCCAUCAGUGAAGGUCUAGAGCAAUCGAGGUCCUGCAAAAUGAACCCAAUCCGAUCAAUUGGGUCAUCUGUAUUAUCUCAUUCAACCAAACCAUCUAUCCGCUGCCCCACGAUAGCCCGCGCCCUCUCGGUCAUGUCACAGCCACGCUUUUCCCCUGGGACCAACGAAGCUGCUGCAGCAGAGACAGUAUCGGGCUUAGUUACGCCAAUGGGGCUAUGGUCACUCACAAAGGAUGGCCAGGCGCUGGAAAGGACAUUCAAAUUCAAAACUUUUGGCAAGACAUGGGACUUUAUGACAGCCGUAUCGCUGCAGUGCAAGUUGAAGAAUCAUCAUCCUGAAUGGUCAAACGUUUACAACACUACGUUUAUCCGAUGGACAACACACAGCCCAAAGGGCCUGUCUGAAAAGGACAUCACCCUGGCAUCGCUCUGUGAUGCUAUUGCCAAGGACUUUGGCGAACUAGAACCUGAAUCUGGCUCACAGAGUUGCUCAUUAACAGGGUUGGCGGACCAGGUAGUUACAUCGGCGGGGACGGAUUGCUGUACACCAAAGAAGUAAGCGAGGGAAGUGGACUGAAACAACCGACUGUGAGUAGUAUUAAAGUGAUUUUCUAAGAGCGUGUCUAUCUGAAAGAUCAUGCGCGUGUAUUAUAUACAAAAAGUAGUCAAAAGAGCGAGAAACGGAAGCAACGUCUUUCUACUCAUUGGUCGAAUCCCAAAACGCCAGGUGUGCAUGCAAUGCCAUCGACCGCUUCCACGGUCCGUUUUUGUUGUUUCUGUUGGCAAACAGCCGCCGAUGCACCCAAAACACCCAUUGAUAUGAUAUUACUCCAUACGAGUUAUGGAUCGAUUGCGUUCGGUGCGGUCUGCACUGUUCGAGUAAGCAGGCAUUUACUGCUCCUUCUUGGCUGCACGGAUCGCGGCAAGCUUCUUGUCACGGCGGCGCUUGUGAGCCUCAGGGCCGGCCUCAGUGUCCAAGAAGUAGUCCCACCAGCGGAAGCUCGAUGAGUAGUUGCCAAUGAACUUCUCGUGGUGCAUGUCGUGGUGGUCGGCACCAGCCCAGACGGGGAGGAAGUGGCGCAAGCUCCAGGGGAAGUCAAAACCGCUGUGUGCGUCGAUGGCCUGGAAGAGACGGAGGAUGAUCCAAACGUACAUGGUGAUGAGGUGGAGAUCACCAGUGACCUUGAGCAGGAAAAUAGGCGAGCCAACAACACCAAUACCAAGAAGCAUGGUCUCAAUUGGGGAAGCGUACUCGGCGGCAAGACCAAAGGGAGCAGAGUAGGUGUGGUGCAUCUUGUGGAUGGCCUUGUAGAGAGGACCGUAGUGAAGGCAGCGGUGGAACCAGUAGUGCCAGGUAUCCUCCAUGACGAAGAGAAUGGAGAUCUGAAUAGCCAUCUUGAGCAGCGAAGGGAAGGGAACACCGUAAUCCAUGCCGAAGUAGGUGGCGAUAGGGUGGAAGAACCAGAUCUGGGGCAGCUCAGCGGUGAAAUGGCUGAUGAGGACGAUGGCGGCGCAGUCCCACUGCUCCUUGAGAGUAGGAAUCUUCU